GGUCAGUCACCACUUCACGUGGCGUGUGCCCAAGAUUGGGCAGAAGGCGUCAAUUUUUUGAUUCAGCAAGAUGCUGAUUUGAACCUGCGCGACGAAAACGGCGUCACCCCGUUGAUGGUCUGUGUGAAACUCAAGGCGCAAAGCUGCCUCAUGCCACUGCUGCGCUCGACGCGUCACUACAUUUUUCUCGAGGCCAACAAGGGACCAUCUCGCCUGCGUGCGCGCAAGGCCGAUGCCCCGGCCGCCUUGUUGCGGGCCGGCCAGCGCUUGCCCUUUACCGUUGUCGAUGCCACAGACCAACAAGGGUGGACUGCGUUGCACUACGCCGCUGCUACGGGCAACAUGGCUGCUGCCAUGGCGCUUCUGCGGCAUCAGGCCAACGUGAACGCGGCGAACAAGCACGGCGCGACGGCACUGCACCUGGCGGCACGGGAGCAUCACGAGCCCGUCAUUCGAGCCCUGCUACAACACGGCGCAGAACGGCACAUUGUUGACGACUCGCUGCGAUCGGCCCAUGAC
Molecule: messenger RNA, 519 nt
Organism: Monosiga brevicollis MX1
Lineage: Eukaryota; Choanoflagellata; Craspedida; Salpingoecidae
Exons: 1
Molecular function (GO): protein binding
Source: RefSeq, a predicted model, not a curated record